AUGCGGGGUCCCCCCACCCCACCCGGGCACCGGGAUGCUCCGUCCCCCCCCGGGCUCUCGGCCUCCUCCCACCCCGCCCCUCGUUACCUGUCGCUCUCUCGGGGGUCCCGGGGUUGGGGGGGGGGGGGAAUCCUGCGCCGCACCCCCCCCCCCCACCGCCGCCAGCACGGCCGGGCCCGGGCCGGGGGCUCAAGGGGGGCGUUGGCCCAUGGCGGGGGGGGUCUAGCGGCCUGCGGGGGAGGGGCAGCGGGUGGUCACCGGGCGCGGGAGGGGCGCCGGGCCCACCCCCAUCCCUCCCCUCCUCCCUCACCGGCCGCUCCCGCCUCCCGCUCGCGCCGCUCCAUUGGCGCUGACGCAGCGUCCGGGACGCGCCGCGGCCGCGCGGGCGCCCCCUGGCGGCGCGGAGGACCCGCGCGGCGCCGGGCAGUCACGUGGCCAGAGGGGCGCGCUGCGGGGGGCGUGGCUUCCCGCCAGGGGGGCGCGGUCGGGGGCGGGGCGCGUCGCGUGCGGCCCGGGAACGCCUUAAAGAGCGACACCACUUCCGGUUCCCACUUCCGGGUCCUGCCGCCGCCGCCGCCGGGAACGGCUCCGGGCCGGCCCCGCCAUGUUCCUCCUCCUCCUCCCGCCGCCGCCGCCCCCAUGAGCCGCAAGAAAAGCGGCUUCGCCAUCACCAGCGUCCGCGGCGGCAGCGGGACCGCGGCCGGCGAUGCCUCCGGCGCCGCGACCGGUUCUUCAUCCUCCUCCGCCGGCAGCCCCAGCGGGUCCCGGUUCCGCCUCGUUCGUUUACUGUCGCCGGGGGAGGUGCUGCGGCGGGGCCGGUGGCUCUGCCGCGAUUUCUACGAGCGGGACGCGUCGCCGCGGGGAGGUGGCGGCGGCGGGGGGAGGGUCCCGGUGUCGCUGGACGCCCCCCGGGCCGUCCCCGCCCCCCACCAGCCCCGGUCCCUCGGGGCCUUCGCGCAGCUCGUGCAGCAGGCGCUGCCCCCCAAACCCCCCUCGCCACGCCCAGUGGGCGGGGCCGAGCUCAGCGUGCGCCUGGGAUUGGCUGGCGAGGAGAGCGAAGACGAGGGCGCCGGGAGCGGCGUCACCGCCAUCGACAACAAGAUCGAGAGGGCCAUGGACCUGGUGAAGUCGCACCUGCUGCUGGCGGUGCGGGAGGAGGUGGAGGCGCUGCGGGAGCAGAUCCGGGAGCUGAGCGAGCGGCGGGCGGCGCUGGAGAGGGAGAACCGUCUGCUCCGGGGCCUGGCCACGCCGCAGCAGCUGGCCCGGCUGGGGUCCCCGCAGCCCCCCGGGCCGCCCCCCGCGCCCCCCUGAGCUCGGGGGGUCUCGGGGGGUUCUCAGGGGCCAGGCGGGGCCUCCGCGCUCGCUGCGCCGCCACUGCUUCAUCGGGAGGAAAGGAGGGAGCAGCGCUGAGCUCUCUCGGCCUUCCCGCGCGAUUCGGGGCCUUUUUUAAUAAACCCGCGAUUUUUACAGCA
Molecule: messenger RNA, 1472 nt
Organism: Prinia subflava (tawny-flanked prinia)
Lineage: Eukaryota; Metazoa; Chordata; Aves; Passeriformes; Cisticolidae
Product: TSC22 domain family protein 2-like
Exons: 4
Coding region: 1-1311 (436 amino acids)
Biological process (GO): regulation of transcription by RNA polymerase II
Source: RefSeq, a predicted model, not a curated record